Pteropus alecto (black flying fox) is the source of this 1998-nucleotide messenger RNA. It is a transcript of the gene SLC5A1, whose product is annotated as solute carrier family 5 member 1. The record is from RefSeq and is a predicted model, not a curated record. Gene Ontology annotation, biological process: sodium ion transport; transmembrane transport. NCBI's taxonomy places the organism in Eukaryota, Metazoa, Chordata, Mammalia, Chiroptera, Pteropodidae. Gene Ontology annotation, cellular component: plasma membrane. The transcript is spliced from 15 exons. Gene Ontology annotation, molecular function: D-glucose:sodium symporter activity. Bases 1 to 1998 code for a protein of 665 amino acids.
AUGGACAGUAACACCUUGAGCCCCGCGACCGCGACUUCCGCCUCCGCGACAGUCCCAUCCUACCAGCGCAUCCAGAAUGCCGCCGACAUCUCGGUCAUCAUCGUCUACUUUGUGGUGGUGAUGGCUGUCGGGCUGUGGGCGAUGUUUUCCACUAAUCGUGGGACUGUUGGAGGCUUCUUCCUGGCAGGACGAAGUAUGGUGUGGUGGCCGAUUGGAGCUUCUCUCUUUGCCAGUAACAUUGGAAGCGGACACUUUGUGGGGCUGGCGGGGACUGGAGCAGCUGCAGGCAUCGCCACUGGGGGCUUUGAAUGGAAUGCCCUGAUUUUUGUGGUUGUGCUUGGCUGGCUGUUUGUCCCCAUUUACAUUAAGGCUGGGGUGGUGACAAUGCCAGAGUACCUGAAGAAGCGAUUUGGAGGCAAGCGGAUCCAGGUCUACCUCUCUCUUCUGUCCCUGUUGCUCUACAUUUUCACCAAGAUCUCGGCAGACAUCUUCUCUGGGGCCAUAUUCAUCAACUUGGCCAUGGGCCUGGAUCUGUACCUGGCCAUCUUUCUCUUAUUGGCUAUCACUGGCAUUUACACAAUUACAGGGGGCCUGGCAGCUGUGAUUUACACGGACACCUUGCAGACGGUGAUCAUGCUGGUGGGGUCUUUAAUCCUGACUGGGUUUGCCUUUCACGAAGUGGGAGGGUAUGAAGCCUUUAUGACAAAGUACAUGAAAGCCAUUCCAACCACGAUUUCUUAUGGAAACAUCACCAUCAAUGAGGAAUGCUACACCCCAAGGGCUGACUCCUUCCACAUCUUUCGAGAUCCCAUCAGUGGAGACCUGCCAUGGCCCGGGCUCAUCUUUGGGAUGUCCAUCCUAGCCCUGUGGUACUGGUGCACAGAUCAGGUCAUUGUCCAGCGCUGCCUCUCAGCCAAAAACAUGUCUCAUGUGAAGGCUGGCUGCAUCAUGUGUGGGUACCUCAAGCUGCUGCCCAUGUUCCUCAUAGUGAUGACCGGAAUGGUCAGCCGCAUCCUGUACACAGAAAAAGUUGCCUGCGUCGUCCCCUCGGAAUGUGAGAGAUAUUGUGGCACCAAGGUUGGCUGUAGCAACAUCGCCUAUCCGACCCUGGUGGUGGAGCUCAUGCCGAAUGGACUGCGUGGCCUGAUGCUGUCGGUCAUGUUGGCCUCUCUUAUGAGCUCCCUGACCUCCAUCUUCAACAGUGCCAGCACCCUUUUCACCAUGGACAUCUACACCAAGAUUCGGAAGGGUGCAACUGAGAAAGAGCUUAUGAUUGCAGGAAGGUUGUUUAUCCUGGUGCUGAUUGGCAUCAGCAUUGCCUGGGUGCCCAUUGUGCAGUCAGCACAAAGUGGGCAGCUCUUUGAUUACAUCCAGUCCAUCACCAGUUACUUGGGACCACCCAUCGCAGCUGUCUUCCUGCUUGCUAUUUUCUGCAAGAGAGUCAAUGAGCAGGGAGCCUUCUGGGGACUGAUCAUAGGAUUUCUGAUUGGGGUGUCUCGUAUGGUCACCGAGUUUUCUUACGGAACUGGAAGCUGCAUGGAGCCCAGCAACUGUCCCACGAUUAUCUGUGGUGUGCACUACCUGUACUUUGCCAUCAUCCUCUUUUGCAUUACUGUCAUCAUCAUUGUCGUUGUCUCUCUCUUCACCAAGCCCAUUCCAGAUGUGCAUCUCUACCGCCUGUGCUGGUCCCUGCGCAACAGCAAAGAAGAACGUAUUGACCUGGAUGCAGGAGAAGAGGGCUUCCGUGAAGACCCAGAGGAGAUCACUGAAAUUGACACAGAAGUUCCUGAGAAGAAAAAAGGAUGCUUCAGGAAGGCCUAUGAUUUGUUUUGUGGGCUGGACCAGCAGAAGGGUCCCAAAAUGACAAAGGAAGAAGAGGAAGCCAUGAAGCUGAAGAUGACAGACACUUCCGAGAAGCCUUUGUGGCGGACAGUAGUGAACGUCAACGGCAUCAUCCUGCUGACCGUGGCUGUCUUCUGCCAUGCAUAUUUUGCCUGA